This is a messenger RNA of Oncorhynchus masou masou (cherry salmon), 3017 nucleotides long. RefSeq names its product glycogenin-1-like. NCBI's taxonomy places the organism in Eukaryota, Metazoa, Chordata, Actinopteri, Salmoniformes, Salmonidae. Gene Ontology annotation, biological process: glycogen biosynthetic process. Gene Ontology annotation, cellular component: cytoplasm. The transcript has 7 exons. Gene Ontology annotation, molecular function: glycosyltransferase activity. The record is from RefSeq and is a predicted model, not a curated record. The coding region runs from base 133 to 1137 and encodes 334 amino acids.
UGGCCUCCUGACUUGACUCCUUCCUCUUGAGUCGACAGUUGUGUCUUCUAGCUCUGUAUCCACCGAAAAACUCCCGUUAAUUAAACACCGAAUCUAGCACUCCCGAGCUACGGCCACACCGAAUAACGGACCAUGGCGGACCAAGCAUAUGUGACGCUGGCCACAAAUGACAACUAUGCCAAAGGAGCGAUGGUUCUGGGGAGGUCGCUACGCAACCAUAACACAACCAAACAGCUGGUGGUUCUGAUUGGACCUCACGUAGCAGAGCCCUGCAGGGCCAUGCUGAGUAGCAUCUAUGACGAGGUGUGUGUGGUGGAUAUCUUGGACUCUGGGGACACGGCCCACCUGGCCCUGAUGAAGAGACCAGACCUCGGAGUGACCUUCACCAAGCUGCACUGCUGGACACUCACACACUACACCAAGUGUGUGUUUAUGGACGCAGACACACUGGUGUUGUCCAACAUUGAUGAGCUGUUUGAGAGGGAGGAGUUAUCUGCGGCGCCUGAUCCUGGUUGGCCAGACUGUUUCAACUCAGGCGUGUUCGUCUUUAAACCGUCCAAUGAAACAUACCGCAGCCUUAUGACACACUGCACUGAGAACGGCAGCUUUGACGGUGGGGACCAAGGAGUUCUGAACAGUUUCUUCAAUACCUGGUCAACAGCAGACAUUUCCAAACACCUGCCUUUUAUCUACAACCUCAGCAGCAUCGCUAUAUACACCUAUCUACCAGCCUUCAAACAGUACGGUCAUGAGGCUAAGGUGGUCCACUUCCUGGGGAAGGUGAAGCCAUGGAGCUACUCCUAUGACACCCGGACUGGGAAGGUCAAAGGUCACACCCUGACCCCUGGCUCAGGUGACCUGCACCCUGACUUCCUGGUUCAGUGGUGGAACCUCUACUCCUCUGGGGUCCUACCUGCUCUCAGAGACUCAUAUGGAGAUGCACUGUUCUGCUCCGGCUGCACUGAGGAGGAGGUCUGUGACAGUGUGGUUGAGAUCAUCCUCCCCCCGCCUCCCCCUAAGGCGCCCCAGGUGUCCAGUGAGGAGAGGAGGCAGCGAUGGGAGGCGGGCCUGGCGGACUACAUGGGAGCCGACUCUUUCGAAAGCAUCCAGAGGAAACUAGACUGCUUCCUCAAGUAGAGGGCCAGAGGAGGGAUUACUGAUGGAAAGGGCAUCUAUUGGCAGGCCUGAGAUGUGUCAGUCAGGGCGGGGAUAAACAGGCAUUCGACCAAUCAGAAGCGAAAGCGGUAGAGCAUGGCGUAUUGAAAAACAGUCCCAUCCUGGGCCUCUCUCUCUCUCUCUGUUUUUCUCUCUCGGUAUGUGUGUGUGUGUGCGCAUGUGUGUGCGUGUGUUUGUGUGUUCGCGUGUGGCCUGGUCCUGCAGAAAUAACCCCUGCAGAGACUGGUCCAUUCAGUGUUCGAACACCAGUUUACUACACUAUGCAGCCCCCAUACCACCACCUCAGCGCAGAAGCCUUGGUCAGUAAGUAAUGACUCAGUAAUAACCUCACUGUGACUCUGCCUCACCAAGUCCCAUCCAGACCCCAUGACUCUAACAGCUCUAACCCAGUUACUCAGUCAAACCUGAUAAUGAUAGGGCAGUUGUGCUUUUACUCUUUAAAUUAUUCAGAGAUAUGUCGGUAUGAAGUAUUUCCCUCUAUAAAAUGGAAUAACUGUUAUUUUGUUUAAGGUUUGCAUCCCAGUGGUUAUUUCUGCUCUCCAUAUGUGUGUUGUGCAUGGUUGUUUCUUUAUAUUAGGAUUAUUGUGAAGGAAGCCUGUUUCUAAAGUGGAAAACCCACCGUAGCACUUGUCAUUUCGCCAUGUCCUGUUUGUUGUUAUCUCUUCCUGAGGGGUUUCAUCACUUCCUGUGUAGUCUGACCAGUUGCCUUACCACUGUCAAAGACUCUUAUUUCACAACUAGGCCUAUUCUAGUUGUCGCCGUUCACUGUUUACAGAAAACACUUCUCUGCUGCUGCCACCCCCCCCUCCACCUCUACUCCAUUCAACCCUUCUACAGACCUACCUCUACCCUCCUCCAGCUCCCCUCUACUCCAUUCAACCCUCCUACAGACCUACCUCUACGCUCCUCCAGCUCCACUCUACUCCAUUCAACCCUCCUACAGACCUACCUCUAUGCUCCACUCUACUCCAUUCAACCCUCCUACAGACCUACCUCUACGCUCCACUCUACUCCACCCUUCUCUCCCCUCAACUUGACACCCCCCAUCUCCAACUCAACUCACCCCUCCUACAGCCCCACCUUGCCAACCCCCCCCUUCACCACCCUCCAACAUCAACACCCUGAUGUCUCUUCCUCUCCCUGAAGUGUGUACCUUCAUCCCACCUUGUAGAUUUAAAAGGAAUGGACUGGUGUGAGGAAAAUCAUGUCGGAUAUUAUUUUGACAUGGUGAAAACUCAAGUCCAUGAUUAAUCCAAUGCGUUCACAUCCAUGAAGGGAACUGAGUGAGCAGGACAAGUGCACACGGGGGCAUAAGGCCAGUAGGGAAUCCUAACACAUACAGCCUAAAAUGAUAUAGUAAGUAAUGGGACGUAAUAGUUUUGUGGUCCCUCUUAAUACACCCACAAACGGCUCUAUAGAGAAGUUUCCAAACGCUGUGAAACCUUGUGUGUUCUGAACACACCCCGGUAGCUCUCACUGUUUCUGUUCUGAACACAACCCGGUAGUUCUCACUGUUUCUGUUCUGAACACACCCCGGUAGUUCUCACUGUUUCUGUUCUGAACACACCCCGGUAGCUCUCACUGUUUCUGUUCUGAACACACCCCGGUAGUUCUCACUGUUUCUGUUCUGAACACACCCCGGUAGUUCUCACUGUUUCUGUUCUGAACACACCCCGGUAGUUCUCACUGUUUCUGUUCUGAACACACCCCGGUAGCUCUCACUGUUUCUGUUCUGAACACACCCCGGUAGUUCUCACUGUUUCUGUUCUGAACACACCCCGGUAGUUCUCACUGUUUCUGUUCUCUGUAGACACCUAAUAAAGGACUGGUGAAGAAGUCUC